This is a messenger RNA of Leptosomus discolor (cuckoo roller), 2608 nucleotides long. Lineage: Eukaryota; Metazoa; Chordata; Aves; Leptosomiformes; Leptosomidae. The record is from RefSeq and is a predicted model, not a curated record.
GGACUGGGCAGCCCAAGGUCUAUCUGUAUUACUAAAGACUGGGGCAAAAAAAGCAUUGAAGGAAACACGGCAUUACAUGACUGUGCGGAAUCUGGCAGUCUGGAGAUCAUGAAGAUGCUUCUCGAGUAUUGUGCUAAAAUGGAAAAGGAUGGUUAUGGAAUGACUCCCCUUCUGUCAGCUAGUGUGACAGGCCACACAAAUAUCGUGGACUUUCUGACCCAGCAUGCACAGACCAGUAAGGCUGAGCGCAUAAAUGCCUUGGAACUUCUAGGAGCAACAUUUGUGGACAAGAAGAGAGAUCUGCUUGGUGCUUUGAAAUACUGGAAGCGAGCUAUGGAAAUGAGAUACAGCGAUAGGACUAAUAUCUUGAGCAAACCUGUGCCACAAACACUAAUUAUGGCAUAUGAUUAUGCUAAAGAGGUAAACAGCUCAGAAGAGCUAGAAAAUCUUAUUGCAGACCCUGAUGAAAUGAGAAUGCAAGCACUAUUAAUUAGAGAACGCAUUCUUGGCCCUUCUCACCCAGAUACGUCCUACUAUAUUAGAUACAGAGGUGCUGUCUAUGCUGACUCUGGAAACUUCAAGCGUUGCAUCAACUUAUGGAAAUAUGCUUUGGACAUGCAGCAGAGCAAUCUUGAUCCACUGAGUCCUAUGACAGCCAGCAGUUUACUAUCAUUUGCUGAACUGUUCUCCUUCAUGCUGCAGGAUAGGGCAAAAGGCCUGCUAGGCACUACUGUCACAUUUGAUGAUCUCAUGGGUAUACUGUGCAAAAGUGUUCUUGAAAUAGAACGGGCCAUGAAGCAAACCCAGUGUCCUCCUGAGCCAAUACAGCUCAACAAAGCCCUUUCUAUCAUUUUGCAUUUAAUUUGCUUGUUGGAGAAAGUACCUUGCAGCUCAGAACAGGAGCAUUUUAAGAAAGAGACUAUUUACAAGUUUCUUAAGCUUCAGCCUAGAGGGAAGAAUAACUUCAGUCCACUUCACCUUGCUGUUGACAAUAAUACUACGUGUGUGGGUCGCUACCCAGUUUGUAAAUUCCCAUCUCUACAAGUUACUGCUAUCCUGGUGGAAUGUGGUGCUGAUGUAAAUGUCAGAGACUGUGAUAACAACAGUCCAUUACACAUUGCUGCACUGAACAACCAUCCAGACAUCAUGAAUCUUCUUAUCAAGUCAGGUUCACACUUUGAUGCCACAAACUCACAUAAACAAACUGCUAGUGAUUUGCUGGAUGAGAAAGAAAUGGCAAAAAAUUUAAUCCAGCCCAUAAAUCAUACUACGUUGCAGUGUCUUGCUGCUCGUGUAAUAGUGGAUCAUAACAUAUACUACAUAGGGCACAUCCCUGAAAAACUAGAGAACUUUGUUUUACUCCAUAGAUAAUAGUGUGGAGUCCUGGAGUGCGGUUUUUGAAGCACGACUUGGUGAUGAUAUUUUCCUCGGGCACUGUUGUGAUUCACCAGCGUUCCUUUAGCUUACUCCAUCUUGCUGUCAUUGGCUAAAGUGUUGUUAGCAUCAGAUGUGCAGAGUGGGUUACAUAGUAUUUAAUAUGAAUAUGCCAUAUAAUAUAUUUUGUGGAUUAUUUAGAAAUUUAAUGCCAUAUUUAGACUUCUAAAAUUGUCUGCCAAAGGCUUGUCUAUUCUGGUUUUAUUUGCCUGUUGGGUGUUUGGGACUGAGUUGAGUAUUUUCCACUGAUGUCUUUUUACUAUAACUGUUAUGUGGAUUUUAUACUGUUGGAAAGUCAUCUUUUUUUGGUUUUGCUUGAGCAUUUCUACUCUUACUAUAUUCUUUUUCUAUGGACUCAUUGCGAAACUGUACAAGUUGUAUGGACUUGUUAACAUUUGCAACUACCAUAAGUGCUUUUAUCUUCUCUAUGCACUGGCUUAAACAUGACUGUUGUGUGUGAGCAUAUUUCUAUGCAGCACUUGUCCAAUUUCAACUUAAAUGCCAAUUUUGUUUUGCAGUUUGUUUGGAGCUCUUUCAAGAAUGCCGUCGUCUUAGCAUGAUGACUUGGAGUUACUUAUCAGCUCUCCAAACCUGGGUUUGACUUUUUUGACUGCUGCAACGGAGGUUGCUUCUGUUUUGAUUCUCUGGAAAUCUGUCCUAAAUUUGGGAGAAGAAAAUCUCCCUUUUUCUGAUCGUAGUCUGGUUGAACUUUAAAUCUGAAAGUCAUUUUAUUGCAUCGUGCAGUUAGGGGAAGAGUCCUUCUGUACAACUGACACCUUCCCCUUCACACUAUUGUCUUGCUUGUGCUGGUUAUGUGACUAGAUGUGAAGUUUGCUCAAAUUUUAACCUCAAACGUAAUGAUACACUUUAAUGAGAACUGGAUCAAAUGUAUACUGUAGUUUAAAAUUUACAAAUCAACUUUAGCUACAAAAGAAACUAAAGCAUGUUGGUGGCAUGAUGCUUAUCAGUCCAGAUCUAGACAUCAUCUAAUAUAGUAAGUGGCUGUAUGCCAGGAUAUUGGAAGUUCUAUUAGCAGUGUCCUUUUUUCUUCAUUUUAAAUAUCUUUAUAAAUACUUGCAUGGAUUUUUCAUCUCUACUAUGUCAGCUGUACUUAAGAAAAAGCCGAAGUUCUGUUGUGUAUAUAGCUCCUAAUUAAAGUACCUAUUUUUAUAAU